AGACCCAUGCUGCGCCAGUCGCUCCGCCGCUCCCCCGCCGGCCUGCGCCGACUUCAGCCCGUGCCUGCGCUGCGCUCAGCGUCCGCCGCCGCCGCCGCCUCCUCCUCUAGCAGCGAGUACGACUACGUGAUCGUGGGCGGCGGCUCGGCCGGCUGCGUGCUGGCCAACCGCCUGAGCGAGGACGCCGCCAACAAGGUGCUGCUGGUCGAGACGGGCCCGAGCGACCGCGGCAAAUGGGACUCGUGGAAGAUCCACAUGCCCGCGGCGCUCACGUACAACCUGGGCGACGACAAGUACAACUGGUACUACUACACGGAGCCGCAGAAGCACCUGAACGGCCGCCGCCUGCCCUGGCCGCGCGGCCGCGUGCUCGGCGGCUCGUCGUCGCUUAACGCCAUGGUCUACAUCCGCGGCCACGCGUACGACUACGACGACUGGCAAGCCAGCGGCGCCGACGGCUGGAGCUACGCCGACUGCCUGCCCUACUUCCGCAAGGCGCAGAACCACGAACUCGGGCCCGAUGACUACCGCGGCGGCGACGGCCCGCUGCACGUCAUCCGCGGCAACCAGAAGGACCAGAUCCUGUUCAAGAAGUUCAUCGACGCCGGCGUGCAGGCCGGCUACCCCUUCACGGACGACAUGAACGGCUACCAGCAGGAGGGCUUCGGCUGGAUGGACAUGACGGUCCACAAGGGCAUGCGCUGGAGCACGGCCUCGGCCUACCUGCGCCCUGCCAUGACGCGCCCCAACCUCACGGUCGUCACCGACACGUUCGUGAGCAAGGUCGUGUUCGAAGGCAAGAAGGCCGUGGGCGUCGAGACGGAGGACCGCGAGAGCAAGACCACCAAGCAGGUGCGCGCGGCCAAGGAGGUGAUCCUCUCGGGCGGCGCCAUCAACUCGCCGCAGCUGCUCAUGCUCUCGGGCAUCGGCGACGCCGACCACCUCAAGGAGGUGGGCGUGCCCGUGGUGCAGCACCUGCCCGCCGUGGGCCAGAACAUGGAGGACCACCUCGAUCUGUACAUCCAGUACAUGUGCAAGAAGCCCAUCACCCUGCACAACGCGACGUGGAAGUACCCGCACAAGAUGGUCGGCAUCGGCCUCGAGUGGAUCUUGCGCCAGACGGGCAUGGGCGCGUCCGCGCACCUCGAGUCGGGCGGCUUCAUCCGCAGCGCCCCCGGCAAGCGCCACCCGGACCUGCAGUACCACUUCCUGCCGGGCUCGCUCACCGGCCAGCUCACGCCCGGAGCCUACCACGCCAUGCAGGCGCACUGCUCGCCGAUGCGCGCUCUGAGCCGCGGCUGGCUCAAGCUGCGCAGCAACAACCCGCACGAGCACCCCAUCAUCGAGCCCAACUACCUGAGCGUGGAGGAGGACAUGGUCGACAUGCGCAACGGCGUGAAGCUCACGCAGGAGAUCCUGGAGCAGCAGACGCUCGACGAGUACCGCGGCGACCCGAUCUCGCCGUCCAAGGAGGUGCAGACCGACGCUCAGAUCGACGAGUGGAUCCGCCAGAACACGGAGAGCGCGUACCACCCGUCGUGCACCAACCGCAUGGGCGUGGACGACAACACCGUCGUGGACCCGCAGACGCGCGUGCACGGCGUCGAGAACCUGCGCGUCGUGGACGCGUCCAUCAUGCCCAACAUCGUCAGUGGCAACCUGAACGCGCCGACCAUCAUGAUCGCCGAGAAGGCCGCCGACAUCAUCCUGGGCAAGACGCCUCUGCCCAAGUCGACGGCGCCCGUGUACCAACCCGAGAACUGGGAGACCAGCCAGAGAUAAGCAAGUGGCGUGAUCGAUCGCUGUGGGGGCUAGCUGCAACUGUGGAUAUGCGCUCCUCGCUAGAGUAUGACAUCGAAGGAAGGGUAGCUUGUGUCUAAAUGUCAAGAUCACCUGCGACGAUGAAUCUGAAGAACUGAGUUGUCCGACGUGGCCGCUAACAUAAUGGUGAAACUAACAAACGACUCGAACAGCAUACAUACUGCCUCCUAUCCUAUCUAACUAGGCCCAGAAGACCAUUGCAUCAUCAGCUAUUGCAAUAGAGCUUGCCCGAGUGCAGCAAGCCCUUCAUUGUCACAACGCCCUCAAGCGAUCCUCGGUUGCACACGAAGCAGUGGUCACACCUCAGCAUGGUGAAGAUGACGUGCAGGUCACCGAGCGACGUGCUGCUCGAGAUGGUCAUGCCAAUAGGCUGGAUAAUGCAGGUAUUGCCGUCCGUGAUCUUGACCCUGUCGUUGAGUUUCGCGCGCUUGGCAGCCGACCACCCGUCGCUGAGCAGCGUGAGCAUCUUUUCGUCGUCCAUGAGGAACGGAACCGGCCCGCUCCCUUCUAGCGGAUUAGCUGAAGUGAGCGCGCUGUACGUCUCAUCGACCGACAUCUCGCCGUUCAGCCCUCCCUCCCGCUUGCUCCUGAUGCCGUCCACCAUCGUGGCCCACGAGAACCCAGACGACGAGGACUUGGGCUCUUCCCCGAGGUCCUGCUCUACAUCAGCUAGGCCGUUUGCCGCGUAGUACGCUCGAAUAAACUUCUUGAGAUGCGCCGAGCUCACGAUGCCCAGGAGGAUCAUCGACUUGUCGUCCUGGACGACUGGGAUGUCUUGGUUUGGCAGUCGAUGUAGCGCCAGCAGCAGCCUGGCCACUGUCGUCUUCUUGGUCACGAACACUGUGAAUACCUCGACGAUAUCCGCGGCACACGCGUCCGGCUCAAAGUCCAAGAUCGGGAGAAACGGAGUGCCGCCGACGACCAGCAGCGUGUCGUAUACCGACCGCUCCCUGGACAAGCAGGACGUGCCCAUUGCAGCGAGCACAGCGCAGAAAAUCGGGAGGAUCAACGACAUUUCGCCCGUGAUUUCUAGCGUGAUCACCGCCACAGACACGGCCCUCGUAGCAGCGCCCCCAAACGCAGCAGCCCCCGCCAGCGCGUACGCCCCAGGUAUCACUCCAAUGCUUGGGAACAGUGUUGUUAACGCUUCACCGAAUAACCGGCCGAACGCAGCGCCGCCGAUGAACGUCGGCACCCAGACGCCGGUCGGCAUCUUGAGCGAGAUGCACAUGGGCAGGAGGAACAUGAAUAUCGCCGGUAGAACGGACAACGUGUAGAACUUGGAGAACUUGAACCACGACUCGGGCAGCUCCGAUUCGGUGAACAGCGUCGACAGUGUGUAGAUGGUCGUGCUGUGCGCGAACUCGCCAGGGACGUAGGUCAGAGUUCCGCACAGGACAGCGACGAUGAUGGGGUCAAUCCAGUCGACCAGCACCCUUUUCC
This is a messenger RNA of Phytophthora sojae, 3264 nucleotides long. RefSeq lists its product as hypothetical. The transcript has a single exon. NCBI's taxonomy places the organism in Eukaryota, Oomycota, Peronosporomycetes, Peronosporales, Peronosporaceae. Bases 7 to 1782 code for a protein of 591 amino acids. The record is from RefSeq and is a predicted model, not a curated record. Gene Ontology annotation, molecular function: flavin adenine dinucleotide binding; choline dehydrogenase activity.